Messenger RNA from Pungitius pungitius (ninespine stickleback), 2730 nucleotides. It is a transcript of the gene calcoco2, whose product is annotated as calcium binding and coiled-coil domain 2. NCBI's taxonomy places the organism in Eukaryota, Metazoa, Chordata, Actinopteri, Perciformes, Gasterosteidae. Bases 87 to 1844 code for a protein of 585 amino acids. The record is from RefSeq and is a predicted model, not a curated record. The transcript is spliced from 15 exons.
CCUGAACGCAGCACCGUGGCUCUUUCUGACGAGUGGAACUGACGGUGUGUGGUGGUGCGGCGACGAGCGACAGCUAACAUCUCAGUAUGGAGAACCAAGGAGAGGCCGCCGGGGCGGCCACCUUCCCCCAGGUGGCGUUCAUCGACACCCCGUACUCGUAUCCGCCUUCGAACCCCGUCACCUGCCGCUACACCCUCACCACCGCCUUCCAGCCGACCCCCCGGGACUGGGUGGGCAUCUUUAAGGUCGGGUGGAGCACAAUAAAGGACUACCACACCUUUGUGUGGGUGGAGCCGUGUCACGAUGUGGUCGGGCAAGAAUCCACCAUGAGGCCGGUUGUUUUCAAAGAGUACUACCUGCCCAAGAAUGAGCACGACUUCUACCAGUUCUGCUACGUGGACGGAAACGGCGUGGUACGAGGAGCCAGCACCUCUUUCUGCUUCAAGAAGCCGGCGGAGGAAGAAGACCCAGAGAGCGGCUUGCAGGAAGACCUGCUGGUUAUUACUACACAGGAGCAGGUGGACCUGGGCCUGCUUCAGAAAGCUGAGCUGCAGAGGGACCUGGAUCAGAUGAAAGAGGAAAACGAAACCUUAAAAAAAGUUCAACAGACAGAACAGCAACAAGUUGCCAGCCUGAAGCGGCAGAAUGAACAGAAAGAGAGAGAAAUGAGUGCGCUGAUCAAAGAGAUGCAAGAAAUCAAGGAGCAAAAUGACAGCUUAAGAAGCAGCGUGGAGCAGAAGGAAGAGAAAGACGACAGCUUAAAGGAGGACUCGAUGAAGCCGCGGCUCAACGCCACACAGGAGAAAAGCACCUGCUCCAGUUUAGACGGCGCAACGGGACAAAAUGAGACGCACCCUCGGGAGCGGUACGAGCGAGCCGUGAUGAAGAUCAACCAGCUGAAGGCGGAGCGCGCCCAGCUGAGGGGGGAGGUGGAGGCUCAGCGCGCGGAGGUCGCCACGUUAAACUCCAAACAAAGAGAGCAGGAAAGGGAACUGAUCCAAAUGAAAGACACCAUCCAGCUGCUUCAGGUUGACCUUCAGAGCAGUGAGAAGGACAAAGGGAGGCUCUCUGCGGAGCUGCAGAGGUCGCAGAGCCAAACGGCCGCCAUGGACGACAUGAAGAGAGAGAUCCAGGAGCUCAGCAGGAAGCUGGCGAGGCAGACGACGCCGCAGAACUGUUCACCUGAGGACCUGACGGCGCAGUGUCACACUCUCGCCUGCCAGCUGCAGGAGGCCGAGGGGAAGCUGCGGGCUGAGAGGGAGGAGACCAGAGCCGUCCGGAUACGCUCUGAGCACCUGGACCAGGAGCUGCAGCAGCUCCGGGAUCAGAUGGCCCUGCUGGCCUCGUCAGCCGAGAAGGCUGAACGGAUGAGUGGCAAACAAGAGCUGAAGCUCAAAGAGGCGACCGGCGCCAUCGCAGAUGCACGUUCUGCGAUCGCAGAGAAGGACGGCUUGAUAGAGGAGAAGGAGCAGCAGAUCGCACUGGUGGGACUGGAAAAGGAAGAGCUGUCCAGAGAGAACCAGAUGCUCCGGGACGAUAUGGAGAGGCUGCGCGGAGCUUAUGCUGAGCUCCAAACAUCUGCUCAGACCGACGCUCCUCAGCCCCAACAGCCCCAACUGCCCCAACAGCCCGAGCACCCGUAUGAGAUCAUCGAAGCGGGUGCAGAUGCAGAAGAAGAGCAGUCGCUGGUAUGUCGCCACUGCCGCGAGUGCUUCCCCUGCAUAACACAGAACGAGCUGCAGCAGCACGAGCAGAGUCACCGGCUGUGUCCUUUCUGCACGAUGAUCUGCGACAGCAUGGAGCAGUCUGCGUACGAGGAUCACGUCUACAGCCACGGGCUGUGAGCCGCACCCCCGAGACCCCCGCAACGCCACCUCGGGGGCAGGAGGCACAUCGAUCAAUCUUCUCACAAGCCGGGUCGGUUCUGGUGUGAAAUAACCACACCGAUAUUUGCUAUUGCAGUAUUUUACUUCACUGUUGAGCUUUUUCCAACGUGUACGGUUUUGGGCGUUUGUUUUUAUUUCCACCUUUAAUCACCAAUACUGAAAACUCCUUUCUUCAUUUUUAACAAAUGAGCAAAAGUGCUGAAAUUAAAUGGUCUAAGAUUGUCUGUUGAAUUUGUACAGAAUUUAAAGAUGUUUAUUGAGUCUAGAUGCAGCGAUCGUUCAACCAAAUUGGUGGAUAAAAACUCUUUUACCUGGUUUUGGCAGAAUUAAUCGUCCGUGCACGUAGCCAAUGAUUUAAUAUCAGAGUUUAAAAGAAUAAAGAAAGAAAUCGAGAAUAGAGCCCAGUGAUUUGUUUUGUUGAAAAUGAACAGGCAUAAACAUUUUUAAGAUGAAAAGAAUGUAAAUGUAGAUGCUGUAACAUCUAAAUCAAACAAAUAUCUGACCUUCACAAUGAUUGGCAUAUUGCACUAAAAUAAUUUUCUCUUUGGUAAAUGUAUGCUUUGGAAAAUAAAGCAGUGAUUUAUAUAUAUAUGAUUUAUAUUUAAAAGGCCAAAAUAUGCUUUUUCUGUGGAAAAUUCCUUUAAAAAGAUGACGUUAUAACCAUUUACAGUUAGACUUUGCACUUUUCAUCCUUCAGGGGAAACUGCUGCUCUGUAACUUGUGUUGAUUUUAGUGUAUUCUUAACUUCUUUUAAAUUGUAAAUGACAGAAUGAAGGGUGGAUGCCCGUGAACAAAUGUAAACGGCUCUGCUGAAGUAAUCAAAAUAAAACGGUGGAAGGGAGCA